This is a messenger RNA of Podospora anserina S mat+, 2391 nucleotides long. RefSeq lists its product as uncharacterized. The record is from RefSeq and is a predicted model, not a curated record. The coding region runs from base 1 to 2391 and encodes 796 amino acids. Lineage: Eukaryota; Fungi; Ascomycota; Sordariomycetes; Sordariales; Podosporaceae. The transcript has 3 exons.
AUGGGCACUUUCACCUUCAAGUGGCCCCAUGAUGCCGAGGAAGUCUACGUGACAGGCACCUUUGACGACUGGAGCAAGAGCGAGCAGCUUGACCGCGUUGGACAGAUCUUCCAGAAGACCGUAACGCUACCGAAGACCUCGGAAAAGAUUUACUACAAGUUUGUCGUCGACGGAGUUUGGACUACAGACCACACGGCGCCUCAGGAGAAGGAUCACGAAGGCAACGAAAACAACAUUUUAUUACCCAAGCAAAUAAUGGCGGACAAGGUAGAAGAGGCCGGCCCCGCCACGGCCACCAUCAACACAGUCACCCCCGAAUCCACCACCGCUCAAUUGGCCGCUGUCGUCCCCUUGACGGCCGACAAGGAGCCCACAGCUCCCGCGGGGGAGAAGAAGAAGGAGGAGGUUGUUGCUCUGGCUGAGGAGCAGAAGUCCGCCGAGGUUUCGCCUCCCGGCACCUAUCCCGAGACUCCUCUUGCCGAGCUCGACAAGCAGGUCAAGGUUGACCCCCUCCCCGCCGCCAUUGGCGCCGUCAACCCCAUCUCGUUGCCGGCUGGUGAGCCAGUUCCCAGCGCUGCCAGAGUUGAGGCCAUCGACAGCCACGUCACCUUGGACAAGGAGUCGUACGAGAAGUCUGAUCGUAUUCCCGGCAUUGAGACCGAGCUUCCCCCAGUCACCAGCACCAUGAUCCCUGAGUCCAGCCUGCCAAUCGCUGGCGCUAAUGAUGUCACCAUUAACACCGUUGGUCCCGACUCCACCACAGCCACUCUUGCCGCCCAGGCUCCCCUGGAAGGCAAGGUGCCCGAAAUCGUCAAGCACAGCCAAGAAGAGGCCCAUGUUGAGCCUGAGGCCAGCGCCAUCGAGGAGGAGGUGAAGGAGAAGGCUGCCGUCGAGGAGGAGCUUCUUCAGAAGGUUCCCGAGGUCCCUUCCACUUCCGAGGGCACUGCGGGUGUGGGCACCGACAAGUCGGAGAACGACAAGUCAGUGGCUGAGACUGUCGCCGCUGUUGCUGCCACCGCCGGCACUGCUCUCCUCGGUGCUGCCGUCGUUGCUGCCCAGAACGCCGGCGAGGUUGCUACCGAGGUCGCCCACAAGGUCAGCGAUGUUGCUGCUGACUACGCCGCCAAGGCUCCCGAGGUUGCCAGUGACGUCGCCCAGAAGGCUACCGAGGUUGCUAGCGACGCCGCCCAGAAGGCGAGCGAGGCUGCUGCCAACGUCACUACCCAGGCCACCGAGACUGCCACCGAGGCUACCCAGAAGGCGACCGAAGUCGCUACCGAUGCCGCUACCAACCUUCCCGAUUCUGUCAAGGAGAUCCUUCCCGAGUCUGUUCAGCAGACCAUCACCGAGGCCCAGCAACAAGCGGUUGAGGCCAAGCAAGAGGAGAUUGUGGAGAGCCUGGCCCCUGAUGUUCCUGCCCCUGUGAAGGAGUCCCUCAAGGAGGCUCUAGAGAGCCCCGAGGCUGCGGCCAACACUGCUGCUGUGGAGGAGAAGGCUGCUGUAGAGGCUGAGCUUUUGAAGGAGGUGAAGCCCGCAGAUUCCAUUGAGGAGUCUGCCGCCAAGGCCCAGGCGUACAUCAAGGCCGAGGAAGCUAAGGCGGAAGAGGAGGCCAAGGCUGCUGCUGCCGCGAAGAUUGAGGAAGAGACCAAGGUUGUCGCCGAUGUUGUUCCUGUUGAGGUCAAGGAGUCUUUGGAGAAGGCUGGCGAGAGCCCAGAGGCUGCUAGCAAUGCUGCUGCGGUUGAGGACAAGAGGGAGGUCGAGGCCGAACUCUUGGAGGAGGUCAAGGCUGUCGAGCCAGAGCCCCUCAAGAUUGAUGCGCCAAAGCCCGUCGAGGAGACCAAGGCUGCCGAUACUGCUGUGGUCGUUGAGCCACCUGCUGCCGCUGAGGAGGUUAAGGCUGUCGACGCUGCCCCGGCUGCCGAUACUGCUGUGGUCGUUGAGCCACCUGCUGCCGCUGAGGAGGUUAAGGCUGUCGACGCUGCCCCGGCUGCCGAGCCAGUUGCUGCUGAGCCUGCGUCCAUCAGGGCUGUUGAGCUCCCCCCAGCUGUUGAAGAGCCCAAGGUUGAGGAGCCCAAAGUUGAGGAGCCCAAGGCUGAGGAGACCAAGGCUGAGGAGGCCAAGGUUGCUGCUGAGGGUGAGGCUACCACUUCUGCCGUUCCCGCUACUACCACCGAAGCCACCACCACCACUGCCACCGAGGCCACCGCCGAGGAGGCCAAGCCCGCUACCAAUGGAAGCACACCUGCUGCUGAUGCCGCGGCCACGGAUGCCGCCGUUGCCGAGGCCACGGGUGCUGAUGCCACCCUCACCAAGACCACCACGGCCGACAAGAAGAAGAACAGAGUUAGCGGCUUCUUCGCCAAGCUGAAGCAGAAGUUCUCCGGGCAUUAA